AUGGCCUUCUCUGUAGAAGUCUCGUCUUUAUUCCCCUUCUCUCCAUCCAAGAAUGUUUCGCAAAAUAAUACCCUAAUCCCAUGCUUUAUCAAACCCUGCCGUAGGCCCCAAGUUUCGAAAACCCAAAGUUUCUCCGUGUCAUGCAGAAGAAGCAGAGUUUCCCCUGUUUUGUCGUCGAAAACACAAGAAGUGGCCAACGAAGAGGACAAGCUUCACGAAGAAUGUGGAGUAGUAGGAAUCCACGGUGACCCAGAAGCAUCCCGUCUCUCUUACUUGGCACUUCACGCGCUGCAACACCGUGGCCAAGAAGGAGCAGGAAUAGUAGCCGUUAAUCAUCAAAAGGGUCUCGAAUCAAUCACAGGCGUCGGAUUAGUGUCGGAAGUGUUCACCGAGUCGAAACUAAACAGUCUUCCUGGAGAUAUAGCGAUAGGACAUGUCCGGUACGGGGGCUCGAUGCUAAAGAAUGUUCAGCCUUUCAUCGCUAACUGCAAACUUGGAUCCUUGGCAGUAGCGCACAAUGGUAAUUUCUUAAAUUAUAAGCAACUCAAGAGAAAGCUUGAGGAGAAUGGUUCCAUCUUCAUCACAAGUUCUGAUACCGAGCUUGUGCUUCACCUCAUCGCCAAGUCUAAGGCCAACACGUUCCUUUUGAGGAUCCUUGACGCUUGCGAGAAGCUUCGAGGUGCUUUCUCUAUGGUUUUCGUCUUUGAAGACAAGCUCGUCGCUGUCCGUGACCCGUUCGGGUUCAGACCACUUGUGAUGGGCAGAAGAAGCAACGGUGCACUUGUUUUCGCCUCAGAGACUUGCGCUUUGGACCUUAUCGAUGCGAGGUAUGAACGUGAAGUGUGUCCAGGCGAGAUUGUGGUCGUGGAUGGAGGACAUGUUGGGGAAAGCUCUAUGUUCAUGGUUUCUCACCCUGAACCGAAACAAUGCGUGUUCGAGCACGGUUACUUCUCACAGCCCAACUCGAUUGUCUAUGGACGUUCAGUGUAUGAAACACGGCGCAUGUACGGCGAGAUAUUAGCCACGGUGGCACCUGUAGAAUGUGAUGUGGUGAUCGCAGUGCCAGACUCGGGGACAGUUGCUGCUCUUGGAUAUGCAGCCAAAGCUGGAGUGCCGUUUCAGAUGGGUCUCCUGAGGUCGCACUACGCUAAACGCACAUUUAUAGAGCCAACUCAGAAAAUACGUGAUUUUGCAGUCAAGGCAAAGCUAUCUCCUGUCCGAUCAGUCCUCCAAGGGAAGAGGGUGGUAGUAGUGGACGACUCUAUUGUCCGAGGGACCACGAGUUUGAAGAUAGUUCGGAUGCUUAGAGACGCUGGGGCCAAAGAAGUUCACAUGAGAAUUGCAUUGCCGCCAAUGAUUGCAUCGUGUUACUACGGAGUGGACACCCCGAGGAGCCAAGAAUUGAUCUCUAGUAAGAUGAGCGUUGAGGAGAUAAGGAAGCAUAUUAACUGCGAUUCUCUGGCGUUCCUACCAUUAAAUAGCUUGAAACAAGUCUACGGACCAGUCGAGUCACACAGCUAUUGCUACGCCUGCUUUACUGGCAACUAUCCAGUGACUGAAGAGAACAAUUCAGAGAAAGAACUCAACGCUCUCUGAACUGUUUAUAAUCAGAACUACCUCACUUAUCUGUUGUAGUUUUCUUUUUUUUUUGUUCCCUUAAAAACUGGGGUGCAAUAGUGUUUUAGU
This is a messenger RNA of Raphanus sativus (radish), 1686 nucleotides long. RefSeq names its product amidophosphoribosyltransferase 3, chloroplastic. The transcript has a single exon. NCBI's taxonomy places the organism in Eukaryota, Viridiplantae, Streptophyta, Magnoliopsida, Brassicales, Brassicaceae. The coding region runs from base 1 to 1596 and encodes 531 amino acids. Gene Ontology annotation, molecular function: amidophosphoribosyltransferase activity. Gene Ontology annotation, biological process: purine nucleotide biosynthetic process; purine nucleobase biosynthetic process. The record is from RefSeq and is a predicted model, not a curated record. Gene Ontology annotation, cellular component: cytoplasm.